Messenger RNA from Homo sapiens (human), 2859 nucleotides. It is a transcript of the gene PDF, whose product is annotated as peptide deformylase, mitochondrial. The record is from RefSeq and is marked reviewed. The transcript has 2 exons. Gene Ontology annotation, cellular component: mitochondrion. Gene Ontology annotation, molecular function: peptide deformylase activity. Bases 19 to 750 code for a protein of 243 amino acids. NCBI's taxonomy places the organism in Eukaryota, Metazoa, Chordata, Mammalia, Primates, Hominidae.
ACUGUUAAGGGGGCCGCCAUGGCCCGGCUGUGGGGCGCGCUGAGUCUUUGGCCACUGUGGGCGGCCGUGCCGUGGGGCGGGGCGGCAGCCGUCGGUGUCCGGGCUUGCAGCUCCACGGCCGCCCCGGACGGCGUCGAGGGCCCGGCGCUGCGGCGCUCCUAUUGGCGCCACCUGAGGCGUCUGGUGCUGGGUCCUCCCGAACCGCCGUUCUCGCACGUGUGCCAAGUCGGGGACCCGGUGCUGCGCGGCGUGGCGGCCCCGGUGGAGCGGGCGCAGCUAGGCGGGCCCGAGCUGCAGCGGCUGACGCAACGGCUGGUCCAGGUGAUGCGGCGGCGGCGCUGCGUGGGCCUAAGCGCGCCGCAGCUGGGGGUGCCGCGGCAGGUGCUGGCGCUGGAGCUCCCCGAGGCGCUGUGUCGGGAGUGCCCGCCCCGCCAGCGCGCGCUCCGCCAAAUGGAGCCCUUCCCCCUGCGCGUGUUCGUGAACCCCAGCCUGCGAGUGCUUGACAGCCGCCUGGUCACCUUUCCCGAGGGCUGCGAGAGCGUCGCCGGCUUCCUGGCCUGCGUGCCCCGCUUCCAGGCGGUGCAGAUCUCAGGGCUGGACCCCAAUGGAGAACAGGUGGUGUGGCAGGCGAGCGGGUGGGCAGCCCGCAUCAUCCAGCACGAGAUGGACCACCUGCAGGGCUGCCUGUUUAUUGACAAAAUGGACAGCAGGACGUUCACAAACGUCUAUUGGAUGAAGGUGAAUGACUAAAGCUUUGCUACUGGGGCUGAGGAUUCCGGAUACCAAGACGCAAACACUUUCACUUUGAGCUGGGCAAAUCUUACUUGGCAUCAACUUGGAUGGCUCGCAUAUGACAGGAAACUGGAUUGCCAAGGCAUGGCAGACUGAGCUGGAGGAAGAUGUCAGAAAUGUUUGCCCUGAAAUCAGUUACGGACAAAAUGUUGGCUACAACUUGAGGAGAAAAAUCACCCCCAAAGGAGUGGACAUUUCCUAACAAUUCUGUAUGGAGGAAGGUGGGGUAAUUGCAUUCGUCUGCAGUAGACACGAGUUCCUCGGACCUGUAUAAUCUCCCAAAGCCAAGGUUUGGUAAUAAUGUAGUCCCCAAAUACCUGAAAGCUGUCUUUAAAAAUGCAGGUAAGCAUGUGACUGGCCAUUUGUGCCGAGUUCUUAUUUUUACGGAGGGCUUGUGGCCUUAGACGCCAGUUUGCUUAUGGAAAUGAAAGAGAAUAGUCCCUGUUCAAGGAUGUGUUUCAUGACAGCACGAGUGUAAAUGAGUGCCCACACAUUUUAACAGCCUUGGGCAGGAUUUUGCUGCUGAGAUCCCUAGAGCAGCUGGUUCUUGGCUCAUUCUUGGGGUAGAGGCCGUGGAUCAGGGCUGGGGGCAGGGGUGACAAUUGAGAAGUGCACUGAGCCCUUUCCUGUUAACAAUUGGGCAUAGAAAGCAGGAUUAGUACUUCCUGGUUAUACACUUAUUUUGUAAAAAUAGAAUUAAUAUCACAGCAACCAAUGUGUAGGUUUAAGAAAGUGGCCAGGUGCAGUGGUUCACGCCUGUAAUCCCAGCACUUUGGGAGGGCGGGGCGGGUGGAUCACGAGGUCAGGAGCUCAAGACCAGCCUGGCCAAGAUGGUGAAACCCUGUCUCUACUAAAGAUACAAAAAUUAGCCGGGCGUGGUGGCGAGCACCUGUAAUCCCAGCUACUCGUGAAGCCAAGGCAGAGAAUUACUUGAACCCAGGAGGCGGAGGUUACAGUGAGCUGAGAUCACGCCACUGCACUCCAUCCAGCCUGGGCGACAGAGCGAGACUCAAAAGUAUGAUUCUGGCUGUAGAGUUUUCUUUUUUUCUCUGUCUCAAAAAAAAAAAGUGUCAGCUUUGUCUUGUCAAGAGGUGAAGGAACUUGUUUUAUUCUUUUAUUUUUUUUUUAAGAUAGAGACGGGGGUCUUACUAUGUUGCCCAGGCUGGCCUCAAAUUCCUGGUCUCAGGCAAUCCUCCUGCCUCGGCCUCCCAAAGUGCUGGGAUCAGUUGUGAGCCACACUACCCAGCCAAACUCCAGUUUUAGUUAAACUGUUUCACCUCAUUUUUAUGCUGAGUUUUGUAAAGUAGGUAUUCUUGCUGAACAGAGUCCUGAAAAUCAAACUAUACAAGUAGUAGGAAGUCCAUUAAGCUGUUUAGAGGAAAAAGUGUUAUAAAUGGCAGUUAAAUGAACCCAGGAAAGACCCAUCCUCCUUUGUGGCUUUCUCUGAGGCCCCAUGAGGCCAAGCAGAAGCAAACUGGCUCUAGGUGCAGCCAGACUUUGAAAAGGAAUCCCGGCCAGGCUUGGUGGCUCAUGCCUGUAAUCCCAGCACUUUGGGAGGUCAAGGCAGGCAGAUCACCUGAGGUCAGGAGUUCAAGACCAGCCUGGCCAACAUGGCGAAACACUGUUUCUACUAAAAAUAUGAAAAUUAGCUGGGUGUGCUGGUAGGCGCCUGUAAUCACAGCUACUUGGGAGGCUGAGGCGGGAGAAUCGCUCAAACCUGGGAGGCAGAGGUUGCAGUGGGCUGAGAUCUCGCCACUGUACUCCAGCCUGGGCGACAGACCAAGGCUCUGUCUCAAAAAAAAAAAAAAAAAAAAAAAAAGGGAAUCCCAACCAGAUACUGGUGCAAGGUCAGAGAUGCAGCCAAUGGGGAGAUUUGUAGAAAGCUCAUAGAUGCUAAAAACAUGGGUCUUUAGGAAAAUUAGAAUUCAGCUGAGCCUCCUUUCAUUUGGACAAUGUUCAGAAGCUCUUACAGGGGGCUAUGGCAAUCUUUUGAUGCUUCUUAUAGCUUUCUGAGGUUAACGCUUUUGUGGUGGGCAUCGGUAGCAAUAAAAUGCAAACUUUAUUGCA